Molecule: messenger RNA, 264 nt
Organism: Schistosoma turkestanicum
Lineage: Eukaryota; Metazoa; Platyhelminthes; Trematoda; Strigeidida; Schistosomatidae
Source: the annotation of a GenBank genome assembly
CCACGUGAAGAAGGUUGGUGGUUAGUAGUCGGUGAAUUGAAAACCAAUUCAUUAGUUGCAAUUAAACGUUUAUUUGUUUCACAAUCAAUGAAAGUUCGUUUAGAUUUAAAUGCACCGACACAUUCAGGUCGACAUGAAUUCACAUUGUUUUUCAUGUCUGAUGCAUAUAUGGGUUGUGAUCAAGAGUAUAAAUUCCAAAUUGAAGUACGUGAAGGUGGUGGAGGUGGUGGAGGUACAAGUGGACGAAUGCAUAAUAAUGAUUAA